CUAGUUCUUUGUUAUCAGUCGGUCGAGAACUGAGCAGUUGUUCAGCAUGAAGUUUUUUAUAUUCUGUCUACUUUUGGCUGCUGUUUCAGCGGAAGCACCGUUUUCUGGUUAUGCACCGUCAGGAUGGCGGCCACAAGGAGAACAGUUUCGGUUACCAACGGAAUACGGAGCUCCCGUAGUUCAGCAAGCAGUAGAUGUUGAAGUUACUAAGGGAAACAUUGCCUAUGCAGGCCAACUCGUUGAAACGACUACUGAACAAAAUCUGUCCAACGAAUAUCUGCCACCAACAACGACCAAUCUGCCGGGACUUGACCCAAUUCGAGUCCAAGGACUUCCUGAUAAUCAGUUUAAAAAUUUCCAGCAGACUAAUCCCCAGCAAGCUGCUCGAUUUAGUCUGCAACGAAAAAUUAACCCAGCUCCAAAGCCAUUGCAAGUUCAACAGCCUCAGCCUAUUUUUCUCUUAAACGGUCAAUUACGUGUCCUACCUACCAGCAAUUUUCAAUUCGGUCGUCAACAGCAAGCCGAGGUGCCCGCACAAACCUACGGAGUCCCAGAUGCUGGUAACGAUGACAAUGGGAAAGAAGAGCAACCUGGUACCUUCGAUCAACCAGAAGAAACACAACCCACCGAGCAACCGGAAACGGAUGAAGAUGACACCCAAAGCGAGCCAAAUCAGGGUAACGAUCGGCCCGUUAUUGCUAUCUCCAAUGCCUUUUCAGGCCAGUAUUACAUCCUCGGCAAAGACAAUAAUCUUCAACGGGUGAAAUUUUCGACUUCGCAAUCUGAAGAGGAUCGUCGUCAAAUGGGAUUCACUGCCCAGCUGCGUUACUCACCAGUCGAACCAAUACAAGGACCCGUUUACGCGUAUAACGAACAAGGUCAGUUGGUCAGGAUUUACAAGUAGAAUGGGACAUACUGUCUGAGCUUUUGGCUUGAUCAAAUAUUCUGGUCAUGCAAAUACUUGUCUAGAAACCCUUGUAUAUCACGUGCGUCUGUUUGAAUAUUUCGUAUAUAAUUUAUUUUGAUUUCUUUUUAAUUUAUUUUGAAUUUAAUUUAUUAGAAAACAUGUUUAUGCAACAUUAAAGAAUGUACUCUGUAUUGAUUUUGUGAGUUAAUGACUCAUUAACGAUUC
Molecule: messenger RNA, 1132 nt
Organism: Wyeomyia smithii (pitcher-plant mosquito)
Lineage: Eukaryota; Metazoa; Arthropoda; Insecta; Diptera; Culicidae
Exons: 2
Coding region: 47-904 (285 amino acids)
Source: RefSeq, a predicted model, not a curated record